Ostrinia nubilalis (European corn borer) is the source of this 650-nucleotide messenger RNA. Its product is annotated as protein enabled homolog. The transcript has 3 exons. Lineage: Eukaryota; Metazoa; Arthropoda; Insecta; Lepidoptera; Crambidae. The record is from RefSeq and is a predicted model, not a curated record. The coding region runs from base 267 to 650 and encodes 127 amino acids.
UCGCUUGUGUAUUAGUUCCAGUUUUUUUUUCAAAUGCGCAAUGAAAGCAAUCUCACCCAAAGGUACACAGAAUAUCAGCCAUCUUGAUCAGAAGAAAAAGAAGAUAUUUUAUGGAUUCAACGCUUUGGGCUGUGUGUAAUUCGAGUAACAUUUGAUAUUUAGGUAGAUACGAGUAAUUAAUUGACUUGUUCUUUACUUUUGCUAACAUUUGAACCUUCACGUAGUGUAGCGCAGUCUGUAGAGUAGCACGUUGUGUGUUGUAGCGUAUGACCGGCAGGCGCGGCAGUUCCAAGUCUAUGCGGGCCCAUGAGGAUCCUGAAGAACUGGUGCAACAAGACUGCUCGUCGCAGACGCACGUGUCGGCGCGCCCGCCGCAGCCCGCCACCACGACCUACCCCGUGCAGCCAGUGGUCCGGGACAGCGCGAGCGCGAUGGCGAAGCUGUGUCGCCAGCUUCCCGCGCCGACGCCUGUGUACCCGGCAGCGUCGUCGCCCGACCCCGCGCGCGCGCACCACGCGCCGCCCUCGCUGCCCCCGCUGCCCCCGCCGCCCCCGCCGGUCCCAACGGCCCCCCCGGCUCCAGGCAAGACUCCCGCGCCCGCCGCCGCCGUCAUACCGAGGAUCGAAGUAGACAUGGUGGAUGCGAGAUAG